UUUUGCGAGUAAUGUAAUUUAGCUGCCCUCCCAUUUGUUUGCCCAAUUUCCAACUCCGAUACGGCCAAACGGAGAUUUCAUCACCUUUUUUCUUCUUUGGUGUUUUCUUUGUUUCAUCAACCUUGCAUACAGUCUUUGAUUGCUCAAGGCAGCAGCUGGAUUCCGUACGUUUGCAGGCUCCAGCAUCGACCCCGCGCCACGCCAAAAGAUUUUCUGGAUUCCACUCUGCCAUCGUCUUGAAAAUCUGCAUUUUCUCCAGCAAAACGACAAUCAGCCGUCAGUAUGGCUUCCGAAGCGGAAAUUGAUCUCUAUGAGAUCCUCGAAAUCGACAGAGGUGCAACGCCCGACCAGAUCAAGAAGGCCUAUCGCAAGGCUGCACUGAGAUACCACCCAGACAAAGUGCCCGAGGACCAGCGCGAAGAGUCAGAAGUCAAGUUCAAGGAGGCCAGCCGGGCCUACGAAAUCCUCAGCGAUGAAGAUAAGCGCCACCUCUACGACACUCACGGCAUGGCUGCCUUUGACGGCUCGCGAGGAGGCCCCGGCGGCCCCGAGGUCGAUCUCAACGAUAUCCUGUCCCAGAUGUUCGGAUUCAACAUGGGCGGCCCCGGUGGCCCCGGCGGUCCUGGCGGCCCUAUGAGACCCCGAAAGGGACCGGACGAGGAGCAGGAAUACAAGGUCACGCUCGAAGAAUUAUACAAGGGAAAGACUGUCAAGUUUUCUGCCAACAAGCAGGUCGUCUGCAGCGUCUGCAAGGGCUCUGGCGGCAAGGAGAAGGCGAAGCCCACUUCCUGCGAGCGCUGCAAGGGCCACGGCAUGGUCGAGGCCAUUCGACAGAUUGGCCCCGGCAUGAUGCGCCGCGAGACUGUCCUGUGCGAUCACUGCACGGGCUCCGGCAAGGUGUAUAAGGAAAAGGACAGGUGCAAGAAGUGCAAGGGCAAGCGAACCACACAGGAGAAGAAGGCGCUGGAGAUUUACAUUCCCCGGGGUUCCAUGCAGGGCGAGCGCAUCGUUCUGGAGGGAGAAGCAGAUCAGUAUCCAGACCAGAUACCCGGAGAUAUUGUCUUCACCCUUAUCGAGGAGCCCCACGACGUCUUUUCCCGACUUGGAAAUGAUCUUUCUGCAGAGUUGACUGUUUCCCUGAGCGAGGCCCUCAUCGGAUUCAACCGCGUGGUGCUGAAACACCUCGACGGCCGGGGUAUCCAGCUCAACCGACCGCGGGGCAAGGUCCUAAAGCCAGUGGACUGCAUCAAGAUCCCUGGUGAGGGUAUGCCCAUGAAGAGGGGCGACGCCAGGGGAGACUUGUAUCUCCUGGUCAAGGUCGAGUUCCCCGAGGACGACUGGCUGAAGGAUGAGUCUGCCUAUGAGGCAUUGGCAAAGAUGCUGCCACCACCACUGCCAGCCGUGGAGGCUGAGGAGAUUGACGAGGUCGAAUAUGAAGACGGCGCUGACAUUGAAGAGAUGGGCGCUGAUCAAGGCGAUCCUCGAUUCGGCAACGAAUGGGAAGACGACGACGAGGGUGAAGGCCAGACACAAUGCGCCACACAGUAAGGAAGGGAAAAAAGAAAAACUCAUCUGACACGUUAAACGUGUCACAAUUUGUUGUUUUGCUUGAGGAUAGAAACUAGACUCCGUUUAUUGAAAAGAAACGGAAACUUGGCCGGCCCAGGGAGUGGGCUCUUACGACUUUUUUUUUUUUCUUUUUUUUUGAAAUUUCCAUGAUGGACGCUGGGAUAGAGGGUUAAUAUGACGGUCAUUACGGGAUGAAGAGAACAAUGGAUAGGGAUGGGAAUGGCUGGUAACAAUGACUUUUUUUUUUUCUUCAUUAGGGGCGCGAAAGCCUUGUAGAAUCCAAUUUGACGAUUUUGCUUAUGAUGGCUGUCUUGUUGGUUUGGAUGUUGUAUUCACAUGAGAGUGGUUACCCUGCAUAUUCGACGAAGUAGUUGUGUAAACCAACAAGGUGAGCAUGAU
Messenger RNA from Trichoderma harzianum CBS 226.95, 1968 nucleotides. RefSeq lists its product as hypothetical. NCBI's taxonomy places the organism in Eukaryota, Fungi, Ascomycota, Sordariomycetes, Hypocreales, Hypocreaceae. The record is from RefSeq and is a predicted model, not a curated record. Gene Ontology annotation, molecular function: ATP binding; Hsp70 protein binding. Bases 283 to 1548 code for a protein of 421 amino acids. Gene Ontology annotation, cellular component: cytoplasm. The transcript has 4 exons. Gene Ontology annotation, biological process: protein refolding; response to heat.